Messenger RNA from Parnassius apollo (apollo), 648 nucleotides. Lineage: Eukaryota; Metazoa; Arthropoda; Insecta; Lepidoptera; Papilionidae. The record is from the annotation of a GenBank genome assembly.
AUGGAUCUAAAACAUAAUUCAGUGAUUGCUCUGUAUUUGGAAGGAAAAUCGAACAUCGAAAUUCGUCGAGCGCUGCCAAAUCUUAAACUAAAUGAGAAAUUUGUACAUCGCACUAUCAAACGAUAUUCUGAGAUUGGUAGCAUUAAGAAACGCUAUGGUGGAGGACAGCGUUGUACUGCAACGGCACCAGCAGUCGUCGAAAAGGUACGUCAUCGAUUGGACAGAAAUCCAGCGCGCUCAGUAAAUCAGCUCGCGCAGGAUCUAAAGGAACUCACAGCUUUUCAACGUAGUGAACGGUUAGAGCGAUCAAAAGAGCUGAUUCGCUUGCUUGACUCUGGAGAGCUACCCAAUUUGGUGUUUUCGGAUGAGAAAACUUUCUGCGUUGAGCAUUUUCUUAACAAACCAAAUGACCGUGUAUGGUUGAAGGGACGUGUCAGCAACCAUGCGGACGAACUGCAAGUCACUCGACGUCAAGGAGCCGAUCAAAUCAUGGUCUGGGCGGCGGUGUCCGAAAAAGGCCGUUCACCGCUCGUUUUUCUACCAAUGGGUCGCAACCAAGUCAAAAUAAAUCAGCAAAUCUAUCGAUACAAAGUCUUAAUACCUGGGCUGAUACCGUGGGCACGUAACACGUUCAGUUCUGAGCGUUGA